UCCGGCGAACAAUCAACCAAACUUGAUCGGAAAAAAUGGUGGUCCGAGCAAAAAGUUGUCUACUUUUCUUGUUUUCGGUGGUGGUGAUUCUUUCCGCCACCGUAACCCUAGCUCUGAGCGAUAAAAAUGCCGACAUCGUCGUCUGCCAGCUUAAGUGCGAGAAGCUUCCCGGAGACCAGCAGUUAUCGUGCAAGCAGACGUGCGAAGAGUUCCAUGAAGCGAAGGUAAGAAAUCAACAGGAUCAGGAGAACCGUGGCAGGAGAUUGAGGUUGAAGAACUGGAGUGGAGAUUUUGAUGAGGGACAACGAUCGAACAAUCCUUACGUUUUUGAAGAUCGUCACUUCACGACGAGGCUCGAAUCGCAACUCGGGAAUGUCAGGGUUCUUCAGAAGUUCACCGAUCGAUCGGAGCUUUUCCGGGGAAUCGAGGAGUACCGAGUUGGGUUCCUCGAAGCCGAGCCUCAGACGUUCAUAAUACCGAACCAUUGGGAUGCUGAUGCUCUUUUGUUCGUCGUAAAUGGAGAAGGAACCAUCAGUUUGAUCAACCCUAAAUCAAGACAAACCUUCAAUAUAAAACGCGGCGAUAUUUUCCGAGUACCGGCCGGAAUAAGUGCUUAUCUGAUCAACAGACACAACAACCAGAAACUGGUCUUGGCCAAGAUCCUACGUUCGAUCUCCGUCCCCGGCGAAUUGCAGACGUUUUUCAGCGUCGGUGGCGAGAACCCAGAAUCAUCGUUUCUGAAUGCAUUCAGUACCGAAGUUCUUGAAGCUGCUUUUGAUACCAAUCGAGAUGAGAUCGAGAGACUGUUCUUCGGGCAACAAGUACAGAAAGGGGUAUUCAAGAAAGCUACGGCAGAGCAGAUCAAAUCGUUGGAAGAAAGUCGAAUAUGGCCUUUCGGAGAAGGAAAGGGUUCUUACAAUAUCUUCAGCAAAAGCGCAUCCGUUCAAAACGAGAAUGGACAACUCCAUGAGGUCGAUUCCGAUGACUUAUCUGAGCUUCGAGACAUCGAUGUUGCGGUUUCUUUCUUCAACAUAUCUCAGGGAUCAAUGGCGGGGCCGUUUUACAACACCAGAGCAACGAUGGUCUUGGUGGUGCCGAACGGUGAAGGCGAGUUUGAGAUGGCGUGUCCUCACUUAUCCGAGCAACACUCCCGUGGCGGCUUUGGUGGACGUCCAAGUUACGAGAAAGUGAGUUCACAGCUGAGACGGGGAACCGUGGUUGUAGUUCCGGCAGGUCAUCCCGUGGUGAUUGAAGCCACCGGCAACCAGAAUCUUGAAGUGAUAGGUUUCGGGUUAAAUUCCGACAGGAACGAGUGGUUCCCAAUUGCCGGAAAGGAUAACGUGAUGAGUCAAUGGGAGGAUGAGGCGGUGGAACUGACGUUCGGAGCUCCGGGGAGUACGGUGAAGAAGGUGAUACAGAAGCAAAAGCGGAGGAUGUUCUUCAAGGGUCCGGCUCGACGUGGUCGAGCUUUCGCGUAAGCAGGGUUACGCGAUCCGAGUGUUUUGUAAUCGAUGUUAAUUAUAUGCUAACCAUGUUUACAUAAAUAAAACUGGCUUUCUUUGCUUGGUUUAA
This is a messenger RNA of Cynara cardunculus var. scolymus (artichoke), 1572 nucleotides long. Its product is annotated as vicilin-like antimicrobial peptides 2-2. The transcript is spliced from 4 exons. The record is from RefSeq and is a predicted model, not a curated record. Bases 36 to 1478 code for a protein of 480 amino acids. Lineage: Eukaryota; Viridiplantae; Streptophyta; Magnoliopsida; Asterales; Asteraceae.